Molecule: messenger RNA, 1494 nt
Organism: Coregonus clupeaformis (lake whitefish)
Lineage: Eukaryota; Metazoa; Chordata; Actinopteri; Salmoniformes; Salmonidae
Product: guanylate-binding protein 1-like
Molecular function (GO): GTPase activity; GTP binding
Source: RefSeq, a predicted model, not a curated record
AUGGCAGGCCAGACAGUAUCCAUGAAGGAACCAGUAUGUCUGAUUGAGAACGACAGUGAUGGGAAGCUGCGUGUGGUCCGCAGUGCACUGGACAUCCUGGACCAGAUUGACCAGCAUGUGGUAGUGGUGGCGGUGGUCGGGCUGUACCGCACCGGCAAGUCCUACCUCAUGAACAAGCUGGCUGGGGAGAGGAAAGGUUUUGCCCUUGGAGCCACCAUCCAGUCCAAAACUAAGGGCAUCUGGAUGUGGUGUGUGCCUCAUCGAAAAAGAGACCACACCCUGGUGCUGCUGGAUACAGAGGGGCUGGGGGAUGUGGAGAAGGGUGAUGAGAAGAAUGACAACUGGAUCUUUUCCCUGGCUGUCCUGCUCAGCAGUACUCUGGUGUACAACAGCCUGGGAACCAUCGACAACAACGCCCUGGAGAAACUACACUAUGUGACAGAAAUGACAGAGCACAUCAAGGUGAAGUCCAACCAGCGAGACGGGGAGGAAUCUUCAGAGUACCUGCGUUACUUUCCUUCCUUUGUGUGGACAGUCAGAGAUUUCACCCUGACCCUGGAGGUUGAUGGAAAACCCAUCACAGCCAAUGAGUACCUGGAGAACGCUCUUAAACUGAAAACAGGUCAUAGUAAGAACGAUCAGGUAUACAACCUGCCUCGUAGCUGCCUGCGGAACUAUUUCUCUCCUCGCUGGUGCUUUGUGUUUGAGAGGCCAGCCAACGGAAACAAAAUGAGACGUAUGGAGGAGCUGACCGAUGCUGACCUGGAGCCCUCCUUUGUGGAGCAAGCCAAGGAGUUCUGUGACCACGUCUUCAAGGAGGCCAAGACCAAGACCCUGAAACAGGGCCUGAAAGUUACCGGCAGACUGCUGGGGAACCUGGCAGAGACUUAUGUGUCUGCCAUCCGGAGCGGGCAGAUCCCCUGCCUGGACAACGCUGUGUUGGCGCUGGCCCAGAUUGAGAACUCCAGUGCCAUCGAGAGGGCCAGGGCCCACUACCAGAGAGGCAUGGCUGGCUGGGUGGCCUACCCCACAGAGACCCAAGAGGAGCUGUCUGAAGUGCAUGCUGUCAUGGAGAAGGAGGCUGUGGCCAUAUUCAUCAACAGCUCCUUUAAAGACGAGGACCAGAAGUAUCAGUUGGAGCUCAUGAAAGUGCUUCAGGAGCAGUACGAGAAGAUCUGUGAGAGGAACUACAAGGAGUCCCAGAAGGCAUGCGAGUCCAAAAUCAAACGCAUCUUUGCCCCUCUGGAGGAGCAAAUAAGGGAUGGAUCCUACAUGACCUCUGGAGGAUACAAAGAGUACUGCAACAACCUGAAACUGGCCACCAGCGAAUACAGAUCUGAGAAAGGCGGGGGUGUAAAGGCUGAAGAGGUACUGAAGGAGUACUUGGAAAGGAAGGCCAGCAUUGGUCAGGCCAUCCUGUCAGCAGACCAGUCCCUCAGUGAAGCUGAGCAGAGAGCAGAAGGUGAUAUACAGUCACCAUGAAAAUGCACACCA